AUGAGUCUUCAUUAUUCUUUGUGUUUCUUCAUGCUAUUUGUUUCAGUUUUGCAAGCUUUUCCCCAAUUCAUGAUGCCAGCCGAAGAUUUCUCGAUUGAAACUCCACCUCGUCCAUUCCUUGCACCCAGACACAUCUUCUCCGAAAAUGUUGAUGAUGAUCGACUAAAACGAAUGUUUGUUGCUCGAAUCGGCAAACGCGGUUCAUAUGGUGGAUGGGGUCUUCCAGAUAAAAGGAUGGCUUUUUACGCAGCGCGCAUUGGAAAGCGUUCAUCAGUCCGUCUUCCUUGGGAUACUCACGCUUUCCGAAUGCCCCCACAUUUGAGAUUGGCU
Messenger RNA from Mesorhabditis belari, 330 nucleotides. The record is from the annotation of a GenBank genome assembly. NCBI's taxonomy places the organism in Eukaryota, Metazoa, Nematoda, Chromadorea, Rhabditida, Rhabditidae.